Molecule: messenger RNA, 1289 nt
Organism: Oncorhynchus masou masou (cherry salmon)
Lineage: Eukaryota; Metazoa; Chordata; Actinopteri; Salmoniformes; Salmonidae
Product: ras-related protein Rab-1B-like
Exons: 6
Coding region: 330-935 (201 amino acids)
Biological process (GO): vesicle-mediated transport
Molecular function (GO): GTP binding; GTPase activity
Source: RefSeq, a predicted model, not a curated record
AAUGACACCUGCGCACAGUGCCGCAAAAGACCAGGGAAGACAAGUAAAAAGGGAAACAGGAAAACAACACGCGAAAGAAAGGAAUGUGUAUCAAGCAAUAAAACGAAUUCUAGUCGCUGAACACUUACUCAGCGAACUAUACACAGCCUCUUGGCUCGUGAAUUUGUAGAAUAAUUUGCCAAACGCGGUUUGGCGAGCUAGCUAACGUCGUUAACAACAAGUAUUCUUUCUUCCUACGCGUUAGCAACGCAGCUAGCUAGCUACCUACCAAGAGGAUACGCGUGUGUGACCCAGACAAGAGCCGAGAAAACACGUAUUUUGGACACACCAUGAAUCCUGAAUAUGACUACCUGUUCAAGCUGCUUCUGAUCGGCGAUUCAGGGGUGGGCAAGUCUUGCCUCCUGCUUCGAUUUGCGGAUGACACCUACACGGAAAGUUACAUAAGCACCAUCGGCGUGGACUUCAAAAUCCGAACUAUUGAAUUGGACGGCAAGACUAUCAAACUACAGAUUUGGGACACUGCUGGUCAGGAGCGGUUUCGCACCAUCACCUCCAGCUAUUACAGAGGAGCCCAUGGUAUCAUCGUUGUCUAUGAUGUAACAGAUCAGGAGUCUUACAACAAUAUAAAGCAGUGGCUGCAGGAAAUCGACCGCUAUGCCAGCGAAAAUGUCAACAAGCUGCUGGUGGGUAACAAGUGUGACCUCACCACCAAGAAAGUAGUAGACUACACAACAGCCAAGGAAUUUGCUGACUCCCUAUCCAUCCCCUUCCUCGAGACCAGUGCUAAGAACGCAACCAACGUGGAGCAAUCCUUCAUGACCAUGGCGGCUGAGAUUAAGAAGCGCAUGGGGCCCGGGGCCACGACAGGAGGAGACAAACCCAACCUGAAGAUUGAUAGCACCCCAGUAAGGCAGUCUGGAGGAGGAUGCUGUUAGGACUGCCCUGUCCCCUCCUCUCAACUCCAGAGGCCCAGGGGUAGAGUGACAGUACUGGGGUGGAGCUGACAGAACAGGAAAAUAUGGUGAUGGAGGUGGUGGGAUCUUCAAGAACUGACUGACAUUUUUUUCAUUAUUUUUUUUCUCAUCUUAACCUAUGCCCAUAAUUAAGUGAGAAAGGUUUGUGCCCAGGAGCAGUUCCCCUCCCCCCAACACUCUUUUUAUUCACAAAUAUGCACAGAAUUGGAAACAUCUUUGAAAAAUGUGGUUGGCGUUGUUAGGCAUGGAAAAUGUUUUUAGCUAUUCAAGCACUAAUCCAGUAUCUAUCUGUAGCACUGGCUGUUUAAACACACA